UUUUCCCACUCCAGCUUUGAAUCGCGGUUCCUGUUCCACGUUACUUCCCUAGCUGGGCAUGAACGGAGCGGGAGAGCCGGAUCCGGGCGGCGGGGGCUACAAGAGGCGUUAUAGAGCCUUAAAAAGGAGACUCAAAUUCCUGAUUUAUGAGCAAGAAUGUUUCCAAGAAGAACUGCGAAAAGCACAAAGAAAACUCUUGAAAAUUUCACGGGAUAAAAGCUUCCUGCUUGAUCGCCUGCUCCAGUAUGAGAAUGUGGAUGAAGACUCCUCAGAUUCGGAAGCAACAGCCUCCUCAGACAACAGCGAUGGAGAGAUGCCGAAAGGGACGGAGCCUCAGUCCCUCAAGAGAAAACACAGCCCCCAGCUUGGCAGUGCCUCAUCACCAUCCUCCUCAGGUCUUUCUCUGCAGCCAACAUCUGGUUUUGGACUUCCAGCUUCAGGGACAUCAUCGCCCUACUUAGCCUCACUGAAUUCACCCACUUAUGCUCCCUUCCCCUCUGACUACUUGGCACUGGGGCCCGAACCUGUUGCCCCCCAGCCUGACAGCAACGCCACUCGCUCUGCCCGGCGGCCAGCAAGGCCCCACACGCUCAAGCUCCCGCUGCCCCCAGCCUCCCACUCAGACUGUUCCUCCGUCGUGGUGGGAUUACCUUUUCCUUCACCCAGAGGGACUCCCAAGCUGCCACCCCCUACAAUCCUCAGCACGGUGCCCCACCAGAUGUUCAGUGAUGCAGGAGAGGGAAGCGGCGAAGACCCCCUGGAUGGUGACGAUGAGCUGGUCAUUGACAUCCCUGAGUGACGGUGGCAAAGCAGGCGCGUAAAUUUGAAAGGACACAGGCCUCUCAGUUGUGUGUGAGGGGUAUGGUUCCCCUCCCUUUUAUUAUUUCUUUGUUUACAGACUCAGGAGGGGGG
Molecule: messenger RNA, 912 nt
Organism: Notechis scutatus (mainland tiger snake)
Lineage: Eukaryota; Metazoa; Chordata; Lepidosauria; Squamata; Elapidae
Gene: INO80E
Product: INO80 complex subunit E
Biological process (GO): chromatin remodeling
Cellular component (GO): Ino80 complex; nucleus
Source: RefSeq, a predicted model, not a curated record